AAGUCUCUCAGAAAUCUCUCUCUCCGUAGCUCCUUUUCCGCCGCCUCUCGACACCCACUUCCCGCCGGCGGGCGCAGCCGCGGUCGCAGCAAAAGGAGCUUCGAAUCCAUCGGGUGGACAAGGGGGAGGCGAUGGGGAACGUGAGCGGGAGGGAUGAGAUCGAGGACGGUGGCGACGAUGACCCCUCCUUCCGAUCGAGGUCCGAUGCCGAUCCCGGCUCCAUCCACGUCAGCCGAAUUCGAUCGGUUGAUUCUGCUGAGGGCUGGCCGCCGGAGAGUCCCGGACGAUCCCGAUCGCCUCUCGUAUUCGCCCCCCAGAUUCCUGUACCUCCCCUUCCAGGAGCUACUGAUGCCCCUCGUUUAUUUAAUCAACAAUGGGUGAAUGAGCCUGAUCAACCUUUGGAUGGUCCCUUUGAAAAGGGAAUCCCAACAUUGAUAACAUGGAACCAUGGAGGAAACGUGGUCUUGGUAGAAGGAUCAUGGGAUAACUGGACCUCAAGGAAGCAUUUACAGAGAUCGGGCAAGGACCAUGCUAUUUUGAUGGUUCUCCCUUCUGGAGUUUACCAAUACAAGUUCAUUGUGGAUGGCCAAUUAAGAUAUACUCCUGAUCUUCCUUUUGCAACCGAUGGAAUGGGGAGUAUCACUAAUAUACUUGAUGUUCAUGAUUAUGUACCUGAAAAUGUGGAGAGCAUUUCUGAGUUUAACUUGCCACCAUCUCCAAACUCCAGCUACAGUUGGUCGUUUCCAACGAAUGAGGAUUUCGCCAAAGUGCCACCAGCUGUGCCACCGCAGCUUCACCUUACCGUACUUGGGAUGCAGAAUACCGAUGAAGCCUCACUGAAGCCUCAGCAUGUGGUUCUCAACCACCUCUUCAUAGAGAAGGGAUCCUCCUCCCAAUCAAUGGUGGCACUUGGCCUGACGCACAGGUUUCAGUCCAAGUAUGUGACUGUUGUCCUCUACAAACCCGUGAACAGGUGACACAUGAUCGCUCCUUUGGCACUACAAAAGCAUGUUGCUGUCGACAUUGGUUCAUGUGCUUUUGGUAAUUGGCUAUCAGUUGCUAGCAUAAGUUCUCUCUGCUCAGGUACUCCCGCUUGUAGCUUUUGCCAAAUGUCUCUUCCUCUCAUCGUGCUUUGAUCAAAAUCGAUCUGCUUGUCUUUGCUCCUCCACAAUUCGUGCCUGCUCCUGAGUUAGAUCUUGUUAAAAAAUAUUAGUCAUUUUUCCUCUUAUUGUAUCCUUUUUUUGCAUUGUCAAGAACAUGACAUCCAUCACUCUUCAUAAAAAAGAUUCAACUACUUCUAGCGUA
Messenger RNA from Musa acuminata AAA Group (dessert banana), 1305 nucleotides. RefSeq names its product SNF1-related protein kinase regulatory subunit beta-1. The coding region runs from base 132 to 977 and encodes 281 amino acids. Gene Ontology annotation, molecular function: protein binding. The record is from RefSeq and is a predicted model, not a curated record. The transcript has 4 exons. NCBI's taxonomy places the organism in Eukaryota, Viridiplantae, Streptophyta, Magnoliopsida, Zingiberales, Musaceae.